AUGACAGCCGUCGCCAGUAGCACGACUUCUGAUGAUCCAUCGUGUGCAGCAAGAGAAGCCGAUGGUAAAAUGAAAGACGAAGACGCAACGAGAGCAGAGUCAGAUGAUGCAUUGGCGGGCUGCUGGGAGAUGCUGUCAUCAAAGUUCUGCAGGAUUAACAGCAAGUUAAUUCUUAACGGCAGCAAUACGACCAUAGGACUGAAACAUGUGAAUAGACUCGAUCAACUCUAUCCGUUCAUUGAGAUCUCACUUGUGAAGGCCUUCGAAACGAAUGCCACCAACAUAGGAAACCUUCAUAUUUUGUAUGGCGAUCACACUAGCAUGUUGGGAGUGGUGCGACUGCGUCAGCUGCGCAGAAAAGAAAAUUCGCACACGGGCUGGAAACCCGUCGAGUUUGCAAAUCUCGACUAUAAGCCCAAAUGGAAGUUCCCUAUGAGCGAAUAUCAUACACAGACAAAUAUUGGCGCAUCUAUGAGCCCUGGCUGCCCAUUAAGCUAUCCGGAGAUGGAGGGCUAUGUAACACUGCUCUCAAACAGCUAUGACAAUAGUAUGAGCGUGAUUGAAUACCUCCAGGAGAAGCAUUGGCUUACGUGGAAGACAACGGCAGUUUUCAUGGAUUUUACUCACUUCAAUGCCGAUGCGAAUAUCUUCACCAUAUGCACUUUACUCGUGGAACAAACGCCUUUUGGGACUAUUCUGUCCAACGCAAGGAUAAUCAGUGCAAAACUGCAUUUCGUUGCGCAGCUGGGAAAAGGUGGCCUCAUCGUACUGAUCAUCUAUAUAAUUGUGGUCAUACAGUUCUUCAAGGCUUUGGUUAUGGUGGUAUGGUAUGAGCCGAUCAAGCUGCGCAGCAUGUGGACCAAGUUGGAUUUGAUUAUCUUUGUGCUCAACAUCACAGUGAUUAUUCUAGUAAGCGUACAGGAAUUUAUGGUAUCGCAGCUGCUUGCAAAGGUCGAGAGUUCCAGCAAACUCGAGUUUCUCGACUUCCGUAUGCCUACCCGCCUGAAUGAAUGGACCCGCAACAUGCUUGGCUUUCUUGUCUGCCUUACCACCAUGCGUUUGUGGCGUGUGCUGCAGUUUGCCAGCGUCUUUCAACUAUUCGCUUCCACAGCCAUGAUAAUUCUAACAUUUUUAAUGGGGUUCGGCAUUGCAGCUGUCACUAUAAAUGGAAAUAUUGCGGAUAGCUUUAGAGCAUGA
Molecule: messenger RNA, 1197 nt
Organism: Drosophila grimshawi
Lineage: Eukaryota; Metazoa; Arthropoda; Insecta; Diptera; Drosophilidae
Product: polycystic kidney disease protein 1-like 3
Exons: 3
Coding region: 1-1197 (398 amino acids)
Biological process (GO): detection of mechanical stimulus
Cellular component (GO): membrane
Molecular function (GO): calcium channel activity
Source: RefSeq, a predicted model, not a curated record